This is a messenger RNA of Stegodyphus dumicola, 888 nucleotides long. RefSeq names its product apoptotic protease-activating factor 1-like. The record is from RefSeq and is a predicted model, not a curated record. Gene Ontology annotation, molecular function: protein binding. NCBI's taxonomy places the organism in Eukaryota, Metazoa, Arthropoda, Arachnida, Araneae, Eresidae.
GUAUGGGAAACUGAGUGUGGCUUCAUAAAGUAUAGAAAACAUCAUUCUGCACCUGGUCAUUCUGUAAACUUCUCUUCUUUUAAUAAAAGUGGUACAGUUUUUGGUGCAGCAGGAUAUGAUGCAAUUGAUCUGUGGGACUGUGAAAAUGGCAAUCUUCUGCAGACAUUUUUACAUCAGGAAUUACGAGUUGAAAGAUUUUGUUUCACUAAUGAUGGACAUCAUAUAAUAUCAGUAUUUAAUAAUUCUAUAUAUAAAUGGGAUCUGCGCACAAAUCAGUAUACUGAAAUUAAGCUUCCUUCUUCUAAAAAUUUUGUGAUUCUUAGCUGCUGUUUAUCUGCUGAUGGAAACUUUCUAGCAUGUGGUACAUCUGAUUCUUCAGUGAUAAUACUUGACAUGAAUUCUGAAGCUGUGAUUAAUAACUUGAAAGGUCACAAAGAACAUGUGAUAAAUGUUAUGUUUUCAACAGAUGGUAAAAAAUUACUCUCUGUUUCUUAUGGCUGGUACAUCAUACAUGAUAUGACUGCAGUGAAAAAUACUUACGCAGUUAGUUUUCAAGGUAACUUGAGUGUGCAGUUGAAAGAUGAACUUCUUAUUGCAACUUCUAGUUACUGGAAGUGGAUAGAGAUCAGAAGAGGUUUUCAAGGAGAAUUAAUUUGCCAAACUGAAGCUGAAGAAAAGGAAAUUUGUUGUCUAUCAUCUAGUAUCUCAGAAGUUAUUUAUGGAAUGGAAGAUGGUUCUUUAAAGGUGCUAAAUAUUUCUUCAAAAAAGGUAACAGUUUUGGAAAAGCAUGAAGGUCGAAUUAAUUAUAUUUUGCAUUCUAAGAAAAGUGGUACUUUUUUUACAUGUUCAGAGGACAAAACUCUAAGAGUAAGUGGAUUUUAUAAUUAA